Salarias fasciatus (jewelled blenny) is the source of this 5809-nucleotide messenger RNA. RefSeq names its product dispatched homolog 1 (Drosophila) (gene disp1). Bases 301 to 4962 code for a protein of 1553 amino acids. Gene Ontology annotation, cellular component: membrane. Gene Ontology annotation, biological process: smoothened signaling pathway. The record is from RefSeq and is a predicted model, not a curated record. Gene Ontology annotation, molecular function: peptide transmembrane transporter activity. The transcript has 12 exons. NCBI's taxonomy places the organism in Eukaryota, Metazoa, Chordata, Actinopteri, Blenniiformes, Blenniidae.
CCCAAACAGAAGUGAGUGCGCAGCUGCCCAGCAGCAUGCUUCCUGGAGCCUGGACGGUACCUGGGUGGUGGGCACAUGAGCAUCUGACCCCGGGAACCGCCGGCCGCUCGCCCCGCUCCCCGCGGGCCGCCUGGAGUUUUGGCAGCGAUCAUCUCAUUAACGCGUGAAACGAGAAAAGAAAACCCACUCCAAGACUUCACAAUUAACCAGAGCAAGGGAGGAUCUGUGGACGCAUGAACAGACGCAGAGUAUGGUCCGUUGUCAUCCAGCAGAGGAGUGACGGCGCACCGGUAGAGGACCAUGGCCCUGAGCGACGCCAGCGGAGACCCUCUGCCUAUCAGCAACGGCGGCCAUCAUCAUCACUAUCAUCAUCCUCCUGUCAGUGCCAGCGGAAACGCUCCUCCACACGCCAGCGAUAUCCCGGACCCCCUCUCAGCCGCCUCUCGCGGUGACUGCCCCACGUCGGACGGAGACGAGGACGCCACGGCCACGGACUCGAAAUCGCAGCAGAGAUCAAAGGUCGCCCAGAGAGCAGGCAGGCCGAGCCAACACGGCGGGGCGGUCAAGCAGAACGGCUCCCUGAAGACCCUCCCCUCCGCCUCGGCGGACUCCCAGAGGCCGGCGCGAGGCCCCCUCCCGUCCCCCCCUCCCCCGCUGCGCCCGCCGCCGCUCUGCUGCCAGCACUGCCACUUCCACCCCGCCCUGUGCCCCUGCGGCCAGCAGGACUGCCCCCUCUUCCAGCCGGGCGCCGCCGCCGCCGCCGUCAGCUCGCCCUGCGCCUGCUGCCUCUCCGCCUGCCCAUACUCUCACCCCCACCCGCCUCACCCGUCCUCCCCGCUCCACCACCACCAUCACCCCCGCUGGCAGGAGCACCUGCAGAGCCAGAUGCACCCGCCCAGGAUCAGCCCCGUGAGGCCGUUUCGAUUCCCCAAAAGCUACGCAGAGCUGAUAGCUGAUUGGCCGGUGGUGGUGCUGGGCGUGUGCACGGUGCUCAUCGUGGUCUGCGCUCUAGUGGGCAUCCUGGUGCCGGAUCUGCCCGACUUCUCCGACCCGGUGCUGGGCUUCGAGCCGCGGGGAACGGCCAUCGGCCGGCGUCUGGUCACCUGGAACAACAUGGUGAAGAACACAGGCUACCAGGCAACGCUGGCCAACUACCCCUUCAAAUACGCCGACGAGCAGGCCAAGAACCACCAAGAACCCCGGUGGCCUAAAGACCACUUCGACAGGGAGAAGCGACAAGCCGAGUGGGACUUCAGUAAAGACUUCUUCUGCGAUGUUCCAAGCGGCAGCUACCCUCGGCUGGUGUUUGCGUCGGCGGAAGGGAAGAGCCUGUGGAGCAUUCAGGCCAUUAAAUCCAUGUGCAACCUGGACAACACACGAGUUCGUUCCCACCGUGACUACUGGAGCAUCUGUCAGCGCACCAGCAACGCCUCCUGCUGCCCCAGCUGGACCCUCGGGAACUACAUCGCCGUGCUCACCAACCGGUCGUCCUGCCAGAAGAUCACGGAGCGCGACGUGUCGCACACGCUCAAGAUCCUCCGCUCGUGCGCCAAGUACUACCACAACGGCACCCUGGGACCCGACUGCUGGGACAUGACCCUGAGGCGGAAGGACCAGCUGAAGUGCGCCGGCGUUCCUCGGAAGUGCACCAAGUACAACGCCGUCUACCAGAUCCUUCACUUCCUGGUGGAUAAAGACUUCCUCAGCCCCAAGAGCCUGGAGCAUCCUCCGCCCGUGCUCAAGUACAGCAUGCUCUUCUCUCCCACGGAGAAAGGGAAGUCCAUGAUGAACAUCUACUUGGACAAUUUUGAGAACUGGAACGCCUCGGACGGCGUCACCACGGUCACGGGGAUCGAGUUCGGCAUCAAGCACGACCUCUUUCAGGACUACCUCCUCACCGACACCGUGUACCCCGCCAUCGCCAUAGCCAUCGUCCUGCUGGUGAUGUGUGUGUACACGCGCUCGGUCUUCAUCACCCUGAUGACGAUCAUCGCCAUCAUCAGCUCUCUGAUCGUGUCCUACUUCCUCUACCGGAUGGUGUUCAACUUCGAGUUCUUCCCCUUCAUGAACCUCACGGUGCUCAUCAUCCUGGUGGGCAUCGGCGCGGACGACGCCUUCGUGCUCUGCGACGUGUGGAACUACACCAAGUUCGACAAGCCCCACGCCGAGCUGUCGGAGACCGUGGGCGUCACCCUGCAGCACGCCGCCCUCUCCAUGUUCGUCACCAGCUUCACCACCGCCGCCGCGUUCUACGCCAACUACGUCAGCAACAUCACGGCCAUCCGCUGCUUCGGGAUCUACGCCGGCACCGCCAUUCUGGUCAACUACAUCCUCAUGGUGACGUGGCUGCCCGCCGUGGUGGUGCUGCACGAGCGCUACCUGCCGAGCAUGCUGCCGUGCUCCAAGCCCUCGCACCAGCAGGGCGGCUGCUGCACCCGGGUGUUCUGGGCCGGUCUGUGCCAGAAGGCCAGCAAGUGUCUGUUCACCGUGUCCGAGGCCUCCAGAAUCUUCUUCGAGAAGGUGCUGCCCUGCAUCGUCAUCAAGCUGCGCUACCUGUGGCUGUUCUGGUUCCUCGCCAUCACGGUUGGCGGCGCCUACGUGGUGUGCGUGAACCCGAAGAUGAAGCUUCCGUCCUUGGAGCUGGCGGAGUUCCAGGUGUUCCGUUCGUCCCACCCCUUCGAGCGCUACGACGCGGAGUACAAGAGGCUCUUCAUGUUCGAGAGAGUCCACCACAGCGAGGACCUCCACAUGCCCAUCACCAUCAUCUGGGGGGUGACCCCCGUGGAUAACGGCGACCCCCUGAACCCCAAAAACAAGGGGAAACUGAUGCUCGACAGCACUUUCAAUAUGGCCAGUCCAGCCGCUCAGCUGUGGAUCCUCAACUUCUGCCAGAAACUGAGAAACCAGAGUUUUGUCUUCCAGUCGGACGAGCAGGACUUCACCAGCUGCUUCAUCGAGACGUUCAAACAGUGGAUGGAGAACCAGGACUGUGAAGAGGCCUCUGUCUACCCCUGCUGCAGCCAGUCCACCUUCCCAUACAAGCAGGACGUCUUUGAGUUGUGCAUUAAGAGAGCCAUCAUGGAGUUGGACCGGAGUACCAACUACCACCUGGACAGCAAGACCCCCGGGCCUCGAUUUGACAUCAACGAUACCAUCAGAGCCAUCGUCCUGGAGUUUCAGAGCACCUACCUCUUCACGCUGGCUUACGAGAAAAUGUUCCAGUUUUACCGUGAGGUGGACGCCUGGAUCACAGAGGAGCUGCGCUUGGCUCCGGCGGGCCUCAGCCACGGCUGGUUCAUCAGCAACCUGGAGUUCUACGACCUCCAGGACAGUCUGUCGGGAGGCACCCUGGUGGCCAUGGCUCUGUCGGUGGCCGUGGCGUUCAGCGUCAUGCUCCUGACCACCUGGAACGUCAUCAUCAGCCUGUACGCCAUCCUGUCCAUCGCAGGAACCAUAUUCGUCACCGUGGGGUCCCUGGUGCUUCUGGGUUGGGAGCUGAACGUCUUGGAGUCGGUCACCAUCUCCGUCGCCGUGGGACUGUCGGUGGACUUCGCCGUCCACUACGGCGUGGCGUACCGACUCGCUCCGGAGCCCGACCGCGAGGGGAAGGUCAUCUUCUCCCUCAGUCGGAUGGGCUCGGCCAUCGCCAUGGCGGCGCUGACCACCUUUGUGGCCGGUGCAAUGAUGAUGCCCUCAACCGUGCUGGCCUACACCCAGCUGGGCACGUUCAUGAUGCUGAUCAUGUGCAUCAGCUGGGCCUUCGCCACCUUCUUCUUUCAGUGCAUGUGCCGCUGCCUCGGCCCCCAGGGCACCUGUGGCCAGAUACCCCUGCCCAAGAAGCUGCGGUGUCAGGCCUUUGACGAAGUCACGUCGGCGAGCCCCCCACCUCAAGGAAAGAGCUCAGGCCUGGGGAAGUACCAACUGGACGGCAAGGGCGGGGAGGUGGAGAAUUAUGAGCUGGAGCCACUGGCUUCCACCCAGAAAGCAGAAGAUAAACCACAAGAAGAGGAUCAGUUGUGCACUCAGCUUUACAACGGAGUCCCUCCUCAUCACCACAACUCUCAUUUCUCACAGAUCCACUAUAAGGGGGCGGAAACUGGCAAGAGUGGCCAAGAAAAUGGGAUUGUGGCCGCCCUGAACACACCGGCCAGGUGUCAGUACUCCCAAAACACUAACUGUUCAUGUGGGGAUGGUCCUCCUCCUCCUCAGCUGCUGCAGCAGUGGACCCCCCACUCUUGCGCCCAGGCUCCUAAAGACUGUCACCCGUGUCCCUCCACCGCGCAGAUCUUCCCCGUCUCAGGAAACGCCCCGAGCCUGGACCCGGUCUACACUCACAUGGAGUGCCGGAUGCACUACGUUCACUGCCCCCUCACCCACUUCCACCACUGCUCCCAGGGAAGAGCAGUGCCGCCCAGGCAAGGGCCCGCCCACACGUGCCACCUCAGGAAGUACUGUAUCCACGCCGCUAACUCGCAGAACAGCUCGGGCAGGGAACAGAGACCCACCACCCCGGCUCCCCACCCCGACACGGGCCUGGAACCGGUCUGUGGCUCCGAGGGUGAAGACAAACCUCACAGACACCCAACAAGUCCCGACAGAGGCGCCGCAUCCCCCCCGCCCCCUCACAGCCCGCCGUCCUGCCCCCCACACGCACCCUGCCCCGACAGACGGACGGGGACGGGCGGCGAGAACCACGUGUCCGCGGAGGCUUGUUGUAAAGUCCCUGACAGCCAGGAGAAGCUCGAGAGUAUUCCCGUCACACGGGACGAGAGCGCCGAGAAGUGCAAGCGGAACUCGAGAAGACAGCGGGCGUCGUCCGCCUCGCCAAAGAAGCUCAACUGUUUUAACAGGACGUUGAAAGUGAAGUGCAAUUCUGCUUCAGAGUUUCACGAGCCAAAAAGCGAAGCCAGCGUGCCUCCCAUAGCAAUAAAGACCAACCCGUCCUCUGAGAGCUUAUGCUGACGAUAAGCCGAUGUUUUAAUGAAUCGGACUAAAUCAAAAAACGCGAAGCAAACGUCCAAAAAACACGAGUGACACCAUAGAUUGGAUUUAAACGAGGAUGAGGUGUUACUGCUUUUGUUCCAAAAGUGAAGCCAAAAUAUGGUCAUCUGGUUCUGGUUGUAGAUCCCACAAAAAAAAAAAUGUUUCUGCUCUUUCUGUCAUAUGAAAUAAUUAUAUUUACAGUAUAUGCAUAAUAAUGAGACAUGAUGCACUUUAUUGUGUUUUAUGUGUGUGAUCUCCCCUCACACACCUUCCUGCUGCUUCCUUUUUAACUGAAUCAUGAAUUCCAAAAUUUGAAAGGGCGAUGAUCCGGUUUUUAACACAUUUAAGAAAGAACAGACAUUUGGGAAUGAAUUGCUCUGAAGUUACUGGAAACCAGCCACCAGGGGGAGAGCUCAAAGUUUUGCCUUCACUUUGCGGCGAAGUGUGUGUCUUUUUCUGUGCAAUCGAACAAGUUUGUGGGAUGUUUGUUGACCAAGUGCCUCAGUGUGUUUCACACAACACAGAGAUCCUGAACCCUCAGAGUAUUUUUCUGUUUACAGUUUUGGUUUUUUUUACUCAUCACGUGCCAUAUUGUGUGUUUGAUGUCCGCUCCGUCACACGCCCUCCUUUAAAGUUUGCGAGCAGAAGUGUUCAAUACCCGUCAGCCGUUGAGUCAUUGUGUGUAUUUUCUCAUCACGCCGACCUUAACAGCAACAUGUGCCACAUUUUGAACAAACCGAUGCCUGUCACUUUUUGUAUGCGAGGUCGCUUGUCCUGCGUUCUCCGUCUGCUCAAGUCACCACACUAAAUAAAAGAUGUACUGUAU